Messenger RNA from Culicoides brevitarsis, 417 nucleotides. Its product is annotated as general odorant-binding protein 99a-like. Lineage: Eukaryota; Metazoa; Arthropoda; Insecta; Diptera; Ceratopogonidae. The record is from RefSeq and is a predicted model, not a curated record. The transcript is spliced from 2 exons. Gene Ontology annotation, biological process: sensory perception of smell. The coding region runs from base 1 to 417 and encodes 138 amino acids. Gene Ontology annotation, molecular function: odorant binding.
AUGAAGGUUCUUUGUUUGAUUUUUUUCUCUGUAUUAGUUUUGGGCAAAGCAAAUUUUGUGGCAAAGACAGCAGAAGAUGUGCUGAAAUUUGACGAUGAAUGUGCCACUGAACUUGGAGAGCCUGCCGAUCGUCUUACUGAGUUCAAGAAAGGCGAAUUCAAAGAGGACCGUCUUUCCUUUUGUCAUGUUCAUUGUGUUGCAAAGAAAAUGGGCUUAUUCGAUGAUGAAAAAGGAACAGAUGCAGCUAACAUGGUAAAACAAUUAAAAUCUAAUAAUGACGAAUCAGAGGAAAAUAUGUUAAAAGUUGUGGAGGAUUGCAUCAAAAGCACAGAUGAUAAAAAGGAGGAUAAAUGUGUUUGGGCAUUCACUGGAUUUGUCUGUCUUGGUGAACAAGGUCUUAAAGCAAGUCCUGUAUAA